CUUGAACUCCCACGACUGGUAUAUCACAACCCCAGAUGUUGACGCCAAGACAACCGCAAGCCCGCUUCGACAUUUACUGUAACGAAGAUGUCGUUAUUUGGUGGUAGCGCUCCGCCACCACCCUCUUCCUACGAAACCGCAACCUCGUCAUCUCCCUCUGCGCGCUCAUCUUCGUCAGUCGAGGAGAUCGCGGACCCGCGCAACGCGCAACAAGUACAAACUGCCGAAAUUCCGAUUUCUUUAGACGUGAACGAUGACCUUGAUACCGAUAGCGAGUCAGCAAGGGACGAGUCAGAGGAUGAUGAGGACGAUGAUGAGGUACCGGCGCGCCCGAAUCGCUUUCUUGGACCGCCCCAAACAUGGCAGAGCUACACCGAAGCGGAUCGCCAGAUAGCCGACUCCCUCGAUCAGCUGCAAGAGACAGAUCUCUCCGUACACCUAUAUAACGCGCAUGCGCUCAAGCGGCGAUUACGACGGCCCCCGGAAGACACGGCGCAGGUCAAGAACUGGCAGAGUAGGGACAACUGGCUCAAGACUGGACAGGACCUUGAACACGUGGAUGCGGCAGGGCUCUUGCAGACGGCUGUUGUGCCUUCCAAGGAGUGGACGGCAUGGCCAGUCCCUCCAGACGAAGAGUCGGGCGGCAAUGUGGACGAUGGGACGACGGGAAGCGCAAACACAGAGGACGCAGGAGACGAACUGAGAGAGGAACUUCUAGCUGUUUUUCUGCGACUGGCUAAAGAGAGGUGGAACUCACGCGAAACGCCCUCGUCUGAAUCCGACGUGGGAAACCACACAUCAGCUUCACAAAGCAGAUCUCGAUCACAAAGCGCCAGUACUGCGAAGCCGAACAAUCUUACUAAGGUUGGAACCAGGACAGACGAUGUUGACGACGGCAACGACACCGAACGCGAUCAUGCGACUGGGAAGAAACGCGGCAGAAAACCUCGUACUGAGACGCUCAUAGAGCCGACUCUAUUAGCGGACGAUGCGAGGGCACAGCAACUUCUCCAGCCGACUAUCCAGAACAUGAUGGGGAAGCUAGACGAGCUCGCCCUGGCCAUCCGCCGAACGCGUGUCAACCACUUCGGUCGUGGAGAGCCAGGCGAUUCCUCCAUGAGCGAAUACACGUCAGGUGCAGAGUCGAGCGGUCCGAGAUCAAGGUCUACAUCGAGAGCCCGGUCGAAGAGUGUGACAAGCCGCAGAUCUAGCACUGGACCACCUUCGCGCGCAAAGUCCAGAGAGGUUGAUCGCACAGUACGACAAAAGACAAAAGCGGCCAGAAAGGCAAUAGAUGAGAGAGAGCUUGCCGGUGACGAUGACAUCUCAAGCGGAGGAUCUGACUGGGGAAAGUCCAAUAAAAUCCCUCGCGAACGGAAGCGUCGCAGAUCCUCAAGCAGUAUGAGUGAUAGCGAUAGUUCAGGGGACGAAGGCAUACUAAGGGAAGGGCUUUUAGAUUGGAGUGAAGUGCUCGGUCUAGCAGCUGUACAAGGCUGGAACGAAGGAGCUGUCGCACGUACAGCCCAGCGCUGCGCAACUCUAUUCGGCGAGGGCAUGUCCUUCAUGCCCUUCCACGAAGCCCUCACCUCAAAGACUGUCCCCGAACCCGUGUCAUACACACCAUCAACCAUACCGCCCCCGACCAUGCACUCUAUCUCACAGCCUCCGCCACCCAAGCGCCCCUUUUUUCAAAUCGGCACACUGCGCUGCCCGCAUGCAGAUUGCUGGGGGCACGAGAAAGACUUUGCUCUGCCCUACCGUGUGAUCGAGCAUUGCAUGCGAGUUCAUGGCUACGACCCUAGGACUAAUGACUCUGAUAAUGAAGAGCGGACGGUUGGUGGGGUGCAUAUUGAUGGGUUCUUGCAGCCUAUUACAGCAAAGCAGGGCUGGCUGGGGAAUGGAAGGGUGAAGGCUGGAAAGGUUAGUAAGAGGUCGAGGACGGGACAGAGUAGUAGUCGGGGGGUAUCGGAGGCGGCUUUGAGUGCUGGAGAGUAAGUUGUUUAACGAUAGAGUCUGAUGAAUGCGAUAUCUCUCAUCCGAAAGUACUCUUGUGUAUGUAUCAAAUAGUAUGUAUGCAUCGCAGAAAUCGUCAGUGGCUGAUCGCUCUGCGUUAAUGAUCUUAGUACCUGCGGAUGAAGUGUAAAGUAAUCAUCGUAUCAGCUGUUCAUAGAGAUGUAUCCGUUUAUGAUUGAUGGCGGGAUCGCAUUUGAUCUGCAC
Alternaria rosae is the source of this 2217-nucleotide messenger RNA. RefSeq lists its product as uncharacterized. The coding region runs from base 88 to 1995 and encodes 635 amino acids. The transcript has a single exon. NCBI's taxonomy places the organism in Eukaryota, Fungi, Ascomycota, Dothideomycetes, Pleosporales, Pleosporaceae. The record is from RefSeq and is a predicted model, not a curated record.